CGCCCGCCCCGCCACACAGGUAGAGGUACGUACCGCAAGGCGAAGCAGACGCCGGCCACGACGCCACCUAACGCGGGCCUCGUUAGUCUUCCGAGGACGGCCGCAGCUGCCGGAGGACUCGCCGCUCGCUAGCCUAGCAGCCGCCGUCUCAGUGCGACGCCGACGUGUGUGUGUCCGAUACCAACCGUGGACUCCUCUCAGCACCCGCAUCCAGCUAGAAACGGCAGCCGCUCUCGCCUCUUACUCGAUUUUACCAAGCACCCGAGGUCAUUUGAGAACUUAAACAGAUCGUCAGUUUUUGCUUCUACGAUGACUCUGGUCCAGUAACGGUGUCGUCGAGUCUGGUACUUCGAAGGACGCGGUCUCUGUUGUGCUUCCAGCUUUAACCGAUAAGAUAACAGGCACCAUGACGCUGCAAGUGGUGGCAGACCUCGUGAACUUCUACAGGGACCUGAUGGAUAACAGGAGCGACCAGCGCGUCAAGGACUGGCCGUUGAUGUCGGGUCCGCUGCCUACGCUGCUGAUAUGCGUGAGCUACGCCUACAUCGCCAAGGUGGUGGGGCCGAGACUCAUGCGCGACCGCAAAGCGAUGCAGCUCAAAGUCCCACUCGUGCUGUACAACCUGGCGCAGGUCUUCUUCAGCAUGUGGCUCUUCUACGAGUUACUCAUGGGUGGCUGGUGGAAUAGGUACAGCUUCAGAUGCCAACCCGUCGACUACUCGAACGAUCCCGUCGCUCUCAGGAUGGCUCGCGCUUGCUGGUGGUACUACUUCUCGAAGUACACGGAGUUUAUUGACACGCUGUUCUUCAUCUUGCGGAAGAAGAACGAGCAGAUCACGAACCUGCACGUCAUCCACCACGGUGUGAUGCCGAUGAGCGUGUGGUUCGGAGUCAAGUUCACGCCAGGAGGCCACAGUUCCUUCUUCGGUCUGCUGAAUACAUUCGUACACGUCGUUAUGUAUACAUACUACAUGCUGGCGGCCAUGGGGCCACAGAUGCGUCCAUACUUGUGGUGGAAGAAAUACCUCACAGCCUUCCAGAUGGUGCAGUUCGUGCUGAUGAUGGUCCACGCUUUCCAGCUGCUGUUCAUCGAAUGCGACUAUCCGAAGGGCUUCGUCUGGUGGAUCGGCAUGCACGCUCUCAUGUUCUACUUCCUCUUCUCUGAUUUCUACAAACAAGCCUACAGAAACGAUAGGAAAAGCAAGAAGGAUGACGAUGCCACUGCAGUGACAAGCAACAAAACUGAAGCAGUUACAGAGAAUGGACACCUGAAAGAGGUUGAAAAGAAGGAUGCGGCAAAUGGAACAGUGCAUAGUUCAAUGAACGGAUAUCUCCAACACUCAGAGUCAAAUGUUGAUGGGGUAAGAUCGCGAGCGAAAGAAGCUGCUCCAGUGAAGGAAUCAGAUAUAGGAGAUGAGUCAUCGAAAAAUGUCUCCGAAAUUGGUUUCUGGGAGCGAUUUACCAUGAACUUUCCAAUGUUUUGUAUACCUGACCAGACAGUUCUCUUGCAAAAUCACUAGUGAAAUCGCCAAGUAACUUAUUUUUUGUACAUAUUAGUGCAAGCACUUCCUAAUAUAAUGGACGUGAGUAUGUUAA
Schistocerca americana (American grasshopper) is the source of this 1595-nucleotide messenger RNA. RefSeq names its product elongation of very long chain fatty acids protein-like. NCBI's taxonomy places the organism in Eukaryota, Metazoa, Arthropoda, Insecta, Orthoptera, Acrididae. Gene Ontology annotation, cellular component: endoplasmic reticulum membrane. The transcript is spliced from 10 exons. Bases 407 to 1519 code for a protein of 370 amino acids. The record is from RefSeq and is a predicted model, not a curated record. Gene Ontology annotation, molecular function: fatty acid elongase activity. Gene Ontology annotation, biological process: fatty acid elongation, polyunsaturated fatty acid; fatty acid elongation, monounsaturated fatty acid; sphingolipid biosynthetic process.